AUGGCCGUAGUGCCCCCGCCAGGAUGUGAGCAUUGUUCAAGAAGCCAGAUCAAAGAGCUGGGCUCUGUGGCCAGAGCUGCCAACCAGACGUACUUGACGAGGUCCGAGUUGGAAACGACGCUGUUGGUGCUCAAUUUACGUGCCGACGAUACCGCCCAGGCCGAGAAUAUCCAAAGGGUCCUCUGGACUCUAGUCGCUCUUUCAGCCGUGUUUCUUGGGUUGAGGAUAUACUGCAAGAUAUCCUACACGUACACAAAGAUCCGAUUUGAAGAUAUUCUCCUGUUCGCCUCCUGGCUCGUCCUAGCAGCAGAUGCCGCACUCAAUGAGUUUGUCAUCAAGUCCCGGUUCGGUCGACCAGACUUUCCCAUCACUGUCGAAAACAUCUCAGUAUUAGCCAUCGUCGGCCUAUCUUCCAUCACAUGCUCCUUUGUUGGCCAAGUCUGGAGCAAGACUGCUUUUGCCAUAUCAUUGUUACGAAUGUGCGAUGGCUGGAAGAGGGCUUUCGUAUGGUUUUCCAUCAUUUCUAUGAACGUACUCUUCACGUUUUCUUCAUUGUCAUUCUGGAUUGGGUGUGUUCCUCUCGAAAAGAGAUGGAAACCUUUUGCCGAGGGAACCUGCUACGACCUCAAGUGGGUCAUCUCGUUCGGAAUCUUCGUCAGUAUAUACUCCGGCCUUCUCGAUAUUGCCUUGUCCAUUAUUCCGUGGCUCAUUCUUAUGAAACCGAAACCAGCCGAGGAGUCAUCGGGUCUUACUCUGAGCAAGAAGGAGAAGAUUGGUGUUUCCGUGGCUUUGAGUAUGGGAGUGUUGGCUGGAAUGGCAGCGUUUGUCAAAGCUUCGUACAUGCGUUCAGUAAAUGAUACCACUGGUGACUUCUCUCACGGAGGAGCAGAGUUGGCCGUUUGGGCCGGGGCGGAAACGGCCAUUACCAUCAUGGCGGCGACAAUUCCCGUAUUGAGGGUUCUGUUGCGUGACACUGCGGUCAAGACCAAAUAUCUCCCUGAGGCUAUCAAGAUGAGGGUCCGAAGCACAGUCAGGAGAUCAGAGAGAGCCUCAGGGAGACCUGUGGCGCAACCCGAAGAAGACAAGGUCCCUAUUGUCUCAUCGGGAGCUUCAUUGUCAACUGCUGGAGCCUCAUCUACCUCUACAGGCUCCACUGUGGAUUCGCAGAAAACAUUGGUAUCCAAAACACCGGAUAGCCGGAAGAAAUGA
Colletotrichum orchidophilum is the source of this 1209-nucleotide messenger RNA. RefSeq lists its product as uncharacterized. The transcript has 5 exons. Lineage: Eukaryota; Fungi; Ascomycota; Sordariomycetes; Glomerellales; Glomerellaceae. The record is from RefSeq and is a predicted model, not a curated record. Bases 1 to 1209 code for a protein of 402 amino acids.